AUGGAACGUCUGGGGGUCUCGGUCAGCCUCACAUCAGGUUUUCACCCCGAGAGUAACGGGCAGGUGGAGAGAGUUAACCAGGAUGUGGGUAGAUUUCUGCGGUCCUAUUGCCAGGACCGGCCGGGGGAGUGGGCGACUUUCAUCCCCUGGGCAGAGAUGGCCCAUGACUUCCACUCCUUCACUAACCUAUCUCCUUUUCAGUGUGUACUAGGUUAUCAGCCGGUCCUGGCACCGUGGCAUCAGAGCCAGAUCGAGGCACCUGCGGUGGAUGAAUGGUUUUGGCGCUCGGAGGAGACAUGGGACGCUGCCCAUGUGCACCUGCAACGGGUCAUCAGGCGGCAGAAGGCGAGCGCCGACCGCCACCGCAGUGAGGCCCCGGUGUAUGCACCGGGGGAUCGGGUCUGGCUCUCGACCCGAAACCUGCCCCUUCGCCUGCUCUGCCGGAAGCUGGGCCGGUGGAGGCUGGUCCGCUCCAGGAGUCUGAUGUGCGGGAGGUUUCUCCGCCCCCUCUGGACAUUGAGGGGGCCCCGGUGUAUAAUGUUCGAGCCAUCAUGGACUCAAGGCGUCAGGCAAGGGGCCUUCAGUACCUCGUGGAGUGGGAGGGGUACGGUCCAGAGGAAAGAUGCUGGGUGCUGGUGGAGGACACCCAGGACCCUUCGUUACUGUGGGAAUUUCACUGUCUCCACCCGGAUCGUCCUGCGCCUCGUCCUCCGGGUCGUCCCCGAGGCCGGUGUCGGCGCACCGGGGGGGUACUGUCACGACUUCCGCAGAAGUUGGUGCCUCUCCUUGUUCGGGCGGUGA
Messenger RNA from Oncorhynchus masou masou (cherry salmon), 801 nucleotides. RefSeq lists its product as uncharacterized. The record is from RefSeq and is a predicted model, not a curated record. Gene Ontology annotation, biological process: DNA integration. NCBI's taxonomy places the organism in Eukaryota, Metazoa, Chordata, Actinopteri, Salmoniformes, Salmonidae. The transcript is spliced from 2 exons. Gene Ontology annotation, molecular function: nucleic acid binding. Bases 1 to 801 code for a protein of 266 amino acids.